AUGGCUGAUAAAGGUAUUAGUUACUGCGUAGAUGGACCUGUUUCUAUCAUCAGCAUUAACAAGGCCAAGACAUUAAAUUCUAUGAGUGGUGAUGAUUACAUAAAAUUAGCAGAACUGGUUGACAAAGCCGAUAAUGAGCCUAAAACAUUUUUUACACUCCUACAAAGUUGUGGUAGCUUUUUCUCUAGUGGUGCAGACUUUGUCUCUAUUACCGAACCUUCAAAAUCUAACAGUGGUGAAUCAGAACUUAAGAAAUGGCUUGACAAUUUUUUAUCCAGGAAUUCAUAUGUUACAAGUGUUUUCAUUAGACAUAGAAAAAUUUUAAUAUGCUGUUUGAAUGGUCCUGCCGUAGGCCUUUCAGCGGCUCUGUGUGCUCUGUGUGAUAUUGUAUAUGCGAUGAACGAUAAAGUCUAUUUGAGAUUUCCAUUUGUGGAGCUAGGGCUUGUCAUGGAAGGUGGUACUUCUGUUACCUUACCACUAAAAUUGGGGAAUAAUAAAACUAUGGAAACGAUUUUGUUUAACAAGAAUUUAACUUACGAUGAAUUGAAAGGUACUAUAGUCACACGUAAUUACGAUAUGACUGAUACUCAAGAGUUUAAUCAACGUGUGAUUAACGACUUGAAAAACCGUGCCAAUAAUGUUUACCUGCCCAGUAUUUUGGGGAUCAAGAAAUUAAUUUCUAUCAAUUACAAGGAUAACGUUCAAAGAGCUAAUUCUGUAGAGACGUCAGAUGCCAUAACUUCAUGGGUCAAUGGUGAACCUCAGAGGAGGUUUAAGAUACUUAAGACUAAGCUGAGGAAACAUAAGGUAUAA
Molecule: messenger RNA, 813 nt
Organism: Zygosaccharomyces rouxii
Lineage: Eukaryota; Fungi; Ascomycota; Saccharomycetes; Saccharomycetales; Saccharomycetaceae
Gene: ECI1
Product: dodecenoyl-CoA isomerase
Exons: 1
Coding region: 1-813 (270 amino acids)
Biological process (GO): fatty acid beta-oxidation
Cellular component (GO): peroxisomal matrix
Source: RefSeq, a predicted model, not a curated record